UUUAAGAAAUCUUUAGUACAUUAUAGUUUUAUUUUAAAUUCGGCUUGAAAGAUAUUGUAAAAUAAUUAAAAGAAUAACAUUGUCGGAACUUAUUAAAGACACGUUUGCAACGUACAAUCAGGUUUGGUUAGGAACUUUUGUUGACAAUUGUCUACUUAUAUAGGAAAGAAAAACAUAUAUAUGAAAAAUAUAUUUACAUGAUACGAAUAAGUCUAUUUAUUUAUUCAACAGUUAAUUCUGUAAAACAUCGUUGCUUGUCGAUUACAUCGAAACAAAAUUGCAUAAUGAAAAGAAGCCUACGUAAAACGACUCAAAUAAAACAGAUAAUUGAAUUGAGUGAUUCUGAAAAUGAUGAUAAUGUUAUAAAGGAUGAUGAAUAUGUUCCAGAAAAAAAAGUUUCAAAAGUAGAUCAAACAAGAAAAAGAAUUAGAAAAGAUGAUCCAAAUGUAGAUCGUAAAAAAAGAAAGUCUAGCACACUUUUAUUGCCUUCAAAGGAAGAACAAACAGAUUUAAGAGAAAAGAUACAAUCUAAAAAAACAAAAAGUAAAAAGACAGUAACACAAGCUAUUGAUAAGGAGAAUGUUAAAGAAUUAAAAAAUAUUCAAUUUAAUUCUGUACAAUGCAAAGAAUGGACUGAAUUAGAUUAUGUUUGCGAAAAGAACAGUAUUGAUAGGCAUACUGCUGAAAAUGUUAUAAAACUUUUCAAUGAUGAGAAUACAAUACCAUUUAUUGCAAGAUAUAGAAAAAAUAUAACUGGUGGUCUGGAGCCGGAUAAACUAAGGGCCUUAAAAGAGAGUCUUGAUCAUGCUAAAUUAAUUAAACAACGUGCUGCUACUAUAACAAAAAGUAUAGAUAAACUUGGACAAUGGUCACCAGAAGUACAUGCUGCUAUUGUAUCUGCAAAAUGCUUGGAUGAUUUAGAACAUAUAUAUUCCUUUUUUAAACCUGCAUCUAAAGCAUCUUUAGCAGAAAAAGCAAGAAAAUUAGGUUUGGGACCUGUCAGUGAUUCUAUAUUACAAGGUCACCCAUUGCCUCAAUUAUCAUCUCUUAUUUCUGACAAGGAUGGUUUAAAAACUGAACAACAGAUUAAAGAUGGUAUUAUACACAUAAUAGCAGAAACUAUAAAUAAAGAUAAAAUGGUAUUUGACAGAGUUAAAGAGCUCCAAAGCGUAUCAAUCAUAAGCAUACAAAGUACAGAAUGUAAAAGCGGUAAAUCUAAGAAUGAUAAAAAAGAAGGAGAUAAAAAGAAGAAGUACGAAAUGUAUUAUAAUUUUGAUACAAAUACUAAAAUCAUUAAACCACAUCACAUAUUAGCUAUUAAUAGAGGAGAAGCACAAAAAAUUUUAAGCGUUAAACUAAGUUUACCUAACUCUUUUGAAGAACAAUUUAAAGCAUAUUGUUUGAAACUGUACAGACAAGCUAUGGCAGCAUCAAAACUACACACCGAAAUACUACAUAAUAGCAUUGAUUACGCAUAUAAGAAAUUUAUUAAACCAUUGGUAACACGUCGCGUUCGAAAUGAAUUAAAACAAAAAGCAGAGACAGCAUCUAUUGAAGUCUUUGCGAAUAAUGUUAAACAGUUACUUCUUAUUCCACCAGUUCGUGGAAAAAUGAUACUUGGUAUAGAUCCAGGAUUUUAUCAUGGUUGCAAACUAGCAGUAAUUUCUGAGCAUGGAGAUGUACUUGAUACAAACGUAAUUUAUCCGCACGGUAGCUCGAAUAUGUUUGAAAAAUCAUCUGAUAUUUUAAUAGAUUUAGUUAAGAAGCAUAAAUGUACAAUUUUAGCACUAGGUAAUGCUACAGCCUGCAGAGAAACUGAAUCAUUCUUAGAUAAAUUGAUUAAAUCUAAAGCAUUUGGUUCAUUAGACGUUUUAUAUACAAUAGUUGAUGAAACAGGAGCAUCAAUUUACAGUUGUAAUGCAGAGGCAAAAUCUGAAUUUCCUGAUCUUGAUACAAACGUAAUUUCUGCUAUUUCUAUAGCAAGACGUUUACAAAAUCCACUUGCUGAAUUAGUAAAAAUAGAACCUAAACAUUUGGGUGUAGGAAUGUACCAACAUGAUCUACCCGAGAAACAGUUAUUAACUACUUUAAAUGAAGUAGUUUCAGAAGCUGUAAGUUUUGUAGGAGUGGAUGUAAAUACUGCGUCCCAAUGUCUUCUAAAAAGAGUUGCUGGACUAAAUGCAGUCAGAACAAAGAAUAUUAUACAAUGGAGAACUGAAUUUGGUGCAUUCAAAAACAGGCAACAAUUGUUGGAUGUUAAAGGAAUUGGAAACAAAGUGUUUGAACAGUGUGCUGGUUUCAUUAGAAUACUUCCAGAAACUUCAAUGACUGAUAAUUCAGUAAAAAUUAAAGACUCUAAAAAAUCUAAACAUAGUUUUAAUUUAUUAGAUCAAACUUGGAUACAUCCUGAGUCAUAUAAAAUAGCUGAACGGUUUUUAAAAUAUUGUAAUUGCAAUUUAGAAAAUCUUGGAACCACAACGUUUAUUGAAAAAAUAAAAUCGCAUGCCGAUGAAGGGUAUGCUGUUUUAGCCGAAAAAUGUGGUACGAAUGCAGCAACAAUGGAGAUAAUAGUAAAAGGCUUGUCUAUGAAAAAAGAUGAAGAUAUAAGGUUUAAAACCGCUGGUCCUCUCUUUCAGAAGAAUAUGAUUACUAUUGAUGAUAUAAAUACUGAAACUGUAUUAACUGGUGCAGUCCGAAAUGUAACACAUUUUGGAGUAUUUGUUGAUAUAGGAGUAGGUACAUGCGGGUUAAUACCAACCACAUUGUUGAACAAUUCUACUGUUUCAAUAGGUCAACGUGUAGAAGUGAAGGUAGUUGCAAAAGAUCCGUGUCGUAAUAGGAUUACUUUAAAAUUAAUUAAUGUUUUAUAAUGU
Molecule: messenger RNA, 2873 nt
Organism: Osmia bicornis bicornis
Lineage: Eukaryota; Metazoa; Arthropoda; Insecta; Hymenoptera; Megachilidae
Product: S1 RNA-binding domain-containing protein 1
Exons: 3
Coding region: 198-2870 (890 amino acids)
Biological process (GO): nucleobase-containing compound metabolic process; translation
Molecular function (GO): mRNA binding; structural constituent of ribosome
Source: RefSeq, a predicted model, not a curated record